Molecule: messenger RNA, 315 nt
Organism: Paracoccidioides lutzii Pb01
Exons: 1
Coding region: 1-315 (104 amino acids)
Source: RefSeq, a predicted model, not a curated record
AUGAAUAUCCUCACGUUAUUCUCUGCACUCUUCCUGCUCCUUGCGCCGCAACUUGCAUUCGCUGAUGACGAGAGCACUACAACAAGAACAACCACAAUAACCAACACCGUGACAAUUACCGUCUUCCGCUCCGCCGGCUCCCCCACCACUGCAGGAAAUUCCACUACUUCCACUCCUGCUCCCAACGCAGUUGUGGCUAAUACAACAAAUGUCUUCCCAUUGACUACAUCAAAUGCUGCUUUGGGCGUUGCGCCGACCGCGUUGCCAAUGGUGAUGGCUGGAGGUUUCGCGGUGCUGCUUGGCGCAGCUCUGUAA